GAUUUAUAGCUCGAUGCUGCCACCAAUGCUAGGAUGCUUGGGGGUGUUCUUAGGCAAGGCGCUGAAUGCUAAUUGCUUUAACCAAGUCAGUCGCCAGUUGUUAAUGUAAAUUGCAGUCAUUCACAAACAUAUAAAAAAUAAUCACCCGCAAAGUUUGGUACUGUGAAUAAGCAUGUACAUAAAUCAUAUAGUGCACAUAAUAUGAUACUGUACAUGACAGCUAUACAAAAGAUGGUUGCUUAUUGAUAUAAACCAUACAUAAACAACUUUGUCUUUCAAAUUAAAGCGUGAUUAUAGCAAUCUAUUAUGAUCAACUAUUAAUAAGAAAAACACUCCGCAUAAAGUUGUGCUGGUGUUAUAGGAAAUCUAGCCAUUUUACCAGUUAAGGAAGCUGUACAUUUCUUCUUAAACUAUGUGCCAAACCUUUUCUCAAUAAAGUGUUGCUUACAACCUUAAAAUAACCUAUCACUGUCUGAACGAACUCUGAUUGAAUAGGCAGGACCAAUAAUUCCGUUUUGUUUAAAUCUUUUUCGUUGCUGACGGUUAAAAUUUUAACUUUUUCAGGGUGUAAGCAUACGUGAAUGAAAUUUUAAGAUGCACCAAAAUAUUUACGUUGUGUUUAUUGUUUUAGUGACACUGAGUCUAAUUAUUGGCAGCAAUGCACGAGCCGUUAAUCAACCCCCGUUGAACAUUUUUGAUGCAAAUCAUGCGGUCGACGCACAUAACUUUAACCGGGCCAAUGUUAUCCCACGUGCAAGCAACAUGCUGAAAAUGAGUUGGAACAGCUCGCUUGGUAAACUCGCUCAAAACUAUGCUAACAAUUGUGUGUAUAAACAUAGCAAAAAUCGUACAAAUAUUGGAAGUUUUUGGUACGUGGGGGAAAACAUGUACCUUCAAUCGUACUUUGAUACAAGAUCGAAGGCUCUUGAUAACGCAAUUGGAUCUUGGCAAAGCGAAUCCGAUAACUACAACUAUCAAAUAAACCGAUGCUCAAGCGGGGAGCUGUGUGGACAUUAUACACAAAUGGUAUGGGCCGAUUCGCAUGCUCUUGGGUGUGGUGUGGCAAACUGUCGGAAUGUAAGAGUGGGUUCUAAAGAUAUUUGGAAAACUGCGCAACUUGUUAUCUGCAACUACGGACCUGGUGGAAAUGUGAACCGCGCUAGACCUUAUCAAAGCGGUUCGAGCUGCUCAAAUUGCCCGUAUGGUACUGUGACAUGCAGCAAUCGGUUAUGUGUCAAAUAAGUAAAAAUUCUUGAGCAAAACGAACGUGUUUGUAAAAACAAUGUUUUGUUUGUAACAUAAAUUCAUCGUACUUGUGCUAUUACUCAAGUUGGUUACAGUUGCUACGAGUUUAAUGGUGUUUAUAUGCAGAAUAAAAUAUUGCAAUGUAAAAAGAGAAGUGAUUUUAAAAUCAAAUGGCAUUAAGACUGUUGCGGUUGUUGCAACUAAAAUAAAACAAAUGUUCGUUUCCGCUGCAGAAUCUGGUGUUUUACCCUCAUUCUGCUGUUUCUUUAACCAUUUAGUUCGAACUGUUAAAGUUGUCAGCGUGUAUAAACAGUAGGCUUCGUGUGCCUAUUCGCGGAAAGCGCUAAGUUCACAUUUAGCUAGUGAACGAACGAAAUAUAGUGUAGAGUGAAGGAAGAUGGGACACCUUUAGCACGUAAAAUCCGAAUACCCUGGUCGUGUUUUAAACAGAUAUAACAACGGU
Ciona intestinalis (vase tunicate) is the source of this 1708-nucleotide messenger RNA. RefSeq names its product peptidase inhibitor 16-like. Gene Ontology annotation, cellular component: extracellular region. Lineage: Eukaryota; Metazoa; Chordata; Ascidiacea; Phlebobranchia; Cionidae. The record is from RefSeq and is a predicted model, not a curated record.